AUGGAAAAUGAACAAUUCAACCCCCUGUCAUUAUUAGACAAAAAUCAGCCAUUUGAUGCUGAUAAGUUGAAAUUGUUAGAUAAUAUAGUUGAGGCUCUUUUAGAUACAAAAGAUAAAAAUAGAAGAGAUUUCGCUCAAAAUUUACUAAACCAAUUUAAAAUGUUAGAUAAUUCAUGGAGAUCUGUUUCAGUUAUAUUAGAUCAUAGUGAAAAUGUGAAUACGAAAUUUUAUGGUUUGCAAAUAUUAGAAGAAUGUAUAAAUAAUAAAUGGAAUAUUUUACCAGAAGAAGAAAGAGAAGGGAUGAAAAAUUUUAUUGCGUGUUAUACAAUUACUAUGUCAACAGAAGGAACCACAAUUGGAAUUGAUAGACACUUAUUAAAUAAAUUAGAUGAAACUUUGAUACAAAUUGUUAAAAAAGAAUGGCCAGAUUCUUGGUCAAGUUUUAUACCAGAUAUUGUAAAUUCAGCAAAAUUAAAUCAGAAUGUUUGUGAGAAUAAUAUGAAAUUAUUAAAUAUGUUAAGUGAAGAAGUUUUUGAAUUUGGAAAUGAAACGUUAGUACAAAAAAAAAAAGAAAAAUUACGAAAUGAAUAUGCUAGUCAAUUCCAAAAAGUAUAUGAUUUAUGUUUAUAUAUAUUAGAAGCUAAUAUAUGUAAUAAAAGAAGUACAAAUAGUUCAUUGAUUAAACAAACAUUAAUUUGUUUAUCUAAUUUUUUUAAAUGGAUACCUUUAUCAUAUAUAUUUGAAAAAUAUAAAUUUAAUAAUAAUGAUGUUCAAAUUAUAGAUUUAUUAUUUGAUCAUUUUUGGGAUGAUAUAUCAUAUAAAAUAGAAUGUGUAAAAUGUAUACAAGAAAUCGUUAUGUUAAAAAUGGAUGAAAAAAAUUUAUUAUAUUAUGAAAAUGUAUUUAUAAAUUUAUGGACCAAAUUAGUAAAUAAAAUAAAAUAUUUACCUAAUGUUAAUGAAAUGAAAAAUAUUCCUCCUGAAUUUAAAAUAUUUUGGGAACAAUAUUAUUUACAAAUAUCUAUUUGUUUAACAAAUUUUUUGAAAAAUUAUAGAGAAACUAUUAUUGAAAAAAAUAAUAACACUAAUGAUAUUAAUGCUGUUUUUAAAUUUUUGCAUAUGUUAUCAAAUAGUAAUAUGGAUGAAGUUUUUUUAAUAAUAGUUGAUUAUUACAACGUUUUUACUGAACAGUUAAUAAGAGAAUUGAUAGGAAGGUUGGAAGAAGAAAAUAGUAUAAAAAAUAAAUGUAUAAAUUCAAAUAAUAAUAUUCAAACAAAUUUAACAAAUGGUAUGAAUAACAAUUCUGGGUUUAAUAUAGGGUUAGAAAGCGGUGGUUUAAAUAAUCGAAAAGUUUAUAGUUUUGCUACAAUGCAUAGUUUAGGAAUUGGAAAUAAUAAUGUUGGUAAUGAAAAUAGUAUUAUAAAUAUAAAUGAAUAUUCAUCUAUUUUAGAUAAAAUUGAUUUAACACAAUCUGAUAUUAAAAAAAUAUGUCCAAGAAUAAAAUUAUAUGAAUUUAUAUUAAAUGAUAUUCGAAGAACUAUUAUUGAAAAAAUGGCUAAACCCCAAGAAAUAUAUAUUUCUUAUGAUAAUGAAACAGGAGAAGUAGUAAGAGAUUUUGAACCGGAUACGACUGAAAUAUCUUUAUAUAAUACAAUGAAAACUACAUUAGUAUAUUUAACUUAUUUAGGAUCUGAAAAAACAAUAGAAUUAAUUGUAGAACUUUUAAAUAAAGAAUCUGAAAAAUCAUUAAAAAAUACAAAUAAAAAUGAACAAUGGAAUAGUACAAAAACAAACAGAAUUAGUUAUGCUGUUGGGUCUAUAUCAAUGUGUAUGACUCUAAAAAAAGAACAAGAUUUUUUAAUGUACAUUUUGAGAAUUUAUUUACAUAUGAUAGAAGUUAAAAAUGGAGAAGAAAAUAGAGCUAUACUUGCUUCAUGUGUUAUGUAUAUAGUUAGUCAAUAUCAUCGUUUUUUAAAAUUACAUUGGAGAUUUUUAAAAACUGUUAUGAAAAAAUUAUUUGAAUUUGCAGAAAAUGAAAAAGUACAAGAUAUGGCAGCUGAAACGAUAUUAAAAAUAUGUAAACAAUGUAAAAAUGUGAUUGCAAAAAAUAAUAAUAGUACAGAUAGUAAUGGUAAUAAUGUUGAGUCUUUUUUUAGUAUUUUUAUAAAAUUUCAUAAUAAUAUAAUGCACAAAUUACCUGAAAAAUUAAAUUUAUUAUUAUAUGAAGCUAUUGCACAUGUUAUUUCAUGUUUUCCAUAUGAUGAAAAACAAGAGAGUAUCAAAAUUCUUAUGAACAAGUUAAUGUCUUUAUGGAACGAUUUGAUAUAUUCAAAUAAUAAUUUAAAAAAUAUAAAUGCAUUAAAUAAUGGUGGUAGUGGUAAUAUUAUGGAUGCUGAUUUUAAGAAUUUAGAACAUUUAUGUAAUUAUGAAAAUUCAAAAUUAAUUAUAACAUUUGUAAGAGUUAAUUGUCGUUUGGCAUAUGCAUUAUCUUAUUUUUAUUAUGAACAAUUAAAUUUAGUUUUUUUUGAUUUUUUAAAAAUAUAUCAAUUAUAUAGUAAAUAUAUUAAUAUGGAAGUUGAAGCAAAUGGUACAAAACGAAUAAAGCAUGCACAAUUUCGAAAUUUAUUUUUAAUGAAAAGAGAAUUUUUACAUUUAAUAGAAACAACUAUUGAAAGAAGUUGUUAUAAUAUUCAAGAAUUAGAAGAAGCUUUAUUAAAAAGAGAACAAAAAAAAAUGAAAAAUGAAAUUGAUGAAUCUAUAGAUGUACAUCUACCAACUGUUGAAGAAGCUAAACAAAUAAAUUUUCAAAUGACUAGUAAUAUAUUAAAUGUUUUAUUAGAAACUAUUUUAGUUGAUUAUAGAGAUAGUAAUCCUCAUAUUAAAGAUGCUGAAGUAUUUUCUUUAUUAUCAACUGUUUUUAAAAAAAUAGAAAAUGUUACAUGCCCUAUUUUACCAACUGUAUUAAAUUAUGUAUUAUUACCAACUAUAGAUAUGAUAAAAAAUGAUUUUUCUUCAUAUCCUGAGCAUAGAGAAAAAUUUUAUAAUUUUUUAGAUGCAUGUGUUAGACAUUGUUUUGAUUAUUUAUUUACAUUAGAUUCAGAAAUAUUUAAUACAUUUAUACAAUCUUUAUUAUGGGCUAUAAAACAUGAGCAUCCAUCAGUUGCAGAUCAUGGAUUAAAAAUUACACAUCAAUUUCUUCAUAAUGUGAUUGUAAAAAAAAAAGAAUAUUUAGAUGAAUUUUGUAAAGCUUUUUAUUAUAUUAUAUUAAAUGAAGUAUUCAAAACAUUAACAGAUUCUUUUCACAAAUCUGGUUUUCAUUACCAAACAAUUAUAUUAAUGAAUUUAUUAAGAUUAUUAGAAUUUGAGGUUAUAAAUAUUCCAGAGGCAGAAAUUACUAAGCCACAUAUAAUAAAGCAUGUUCAAACUUUUUUAACCCAAUCUUUUGAAAAUCUGAAUCAAAAGCAAAUUGAAACUUUUUCAGUGGACAUGUUUAACUUUUGUGUCGAAUCUCCUCUCACAUUCAGAUCCUUUGUGCGCGAUUUGCUAAUAUCGUUGAAGGAAUUUUCUACAAACCAAGACGAACUGUAUGAAGCUGACAGACAAGAAGCUUUACAGAGAGCAAAGAUGGCAGAAGACAACAAACUGAUAAAGUUGAGAGGAUUAAUGAAAGAAGACGUACCAUCAUUUUCGGCCAUUGAUGUAGAUGAUGAAUGUAUAAAUGUGGAAUAA
Messenger RNA from Plasmodium yoelii, 3726 nucleotides. RefSeq lists its product as uncharacterized. Gene Ontology annotation, cellular component: cytoplasm; nucleus. Bases 1 to 3726 code for a protein of 1241 amino acids. Gene Ontology annotation, biological process: ribosomal small subunit export from nucleus; protein export from nucleus; ribosomal large subunit export from nucleus. Gene Ontology annotation, molecular function: small GTPase binding; nuclear export signal receptor activity. Lineage: Eukaryota; Apicomplexa; Aconoidasida; Haemosporida; Plasmodiidae. The record is from RefSeq and is a predicted model, not a curated record. The transcript has 3 exons.